CCGAAUGACAACAAACGAGUCUCAGUCCUUCAUGAAACUCUGCUCACUGAGGGACAGGCGUUGCAUGUGGGCUUUCGAACUAUUUUCAGGAAAAAGAAGACGCCCUUAUAACGCGAGAGGGCCGUGGUAUUAUGGCCUCUCAAGCUAAUAGUAGAGAUAGCAAUGCUCAGCGUAAAAUUCUAGAAGAUUUGCAGUUGAAGAAGCAGAUGAUAUUAAAACAGGGUGUAUCCCAAGCACUGAGUGCCCCAGCCACGUCUCAGCAACCCACUGGAUGGUCCUCAGGAACAGACGGACACAUUGCUGGUAACAGUCAACGCUCCAGUUUACUUCAGGCAACAUCAUCAAGCUUCGGUUAUUUUAUUCCUCAAGACUCCUCUUUUGGAAAUUUCAUCUUGCCAGUUCUACCACGGCUUGAACCAAAAUGA
Molecule: messenger RNA, 425 nt
Organism: Penaeus indicus
Lineage: Eukaryota; Metazoa; Arthropoda; Malacostraca; Decapoda; Penaeidae
Product: SOSS complex subunit C homolog
Exons: 3
Coding region: 132-425 (97 amino acids)
Biological process (GO): DNA repair
Cellular component (GO): SOSS complex; nucleoplasm; nucleus
Source: RefSeq, a predicted model, not a curated record